Messenger RNA from Lemur catta (Ring-tailed lemur), 3078 nucleotides. RefSeq names its product chronophin. Gene Ontology annotation, biological process: regulation of Rac protein signal transduction; regulation of actin cytoskeleton organization; signal transduction. Gene Ontology annotation, cellular component: intracellular anatomical structure; cytosol; cytoplasm. NCBI's taxonomy places the organism in Eukaryota, Metazoa, Chordata, Mammalia, Primates, Lemuridae. The transcript has 18 exons. The record is from RefSeq and is a predicted model, not a curated record. Bases 117 to 2084 code for a protein of 655 amino acids. Gene Ontology annotation, molecular function: protein binding; GTPase activator activity; pyridoxal phosphatase activity.
GGAAGCCGGCGCGCCGCCCACCCGUCCGGGGCGAGAGCGCGCUGCGGGAGAGGCGGGCCGGGCCGGGGGCUGCCGGGCCUUCACCCCCGUGACCCCGAGCCCCUGCCGCCCUCAAGAUGAUGAAGAGGCAGCUGCACCGCAUGCGGCAGCUGGCCCACACGGGCAGCUUGGGACGCACCCCGGAGACUGCUGAGUUCCUGGGUGAGGACCUGCUGCAGGUGGAGCAGCGGCUGGAGCCAGCCAAGCGGGCAGCCCACAAUGUCCACAAACGGCUGCAGGCUUGUCUGCAGGGCCAGAGUGGGGCGGACAUGGACAAGCGGGUGAAGAAGCUUCCCCUCAUGACUCUGUCCACCACGAUGGCUGAGAGCUUCAAGGAGCUGGACCCCGAUUCCAGCAUGGGGAAGGCCUUGGAGAUGACCUGUGCCAUCCAGAACCAGCUGGCCCGCAUCCUCGCCGAGUUUGAGAUGACUCUGGAAAGGGAUGUCCUGCAGCCACUCAGCAGGCUGAGUGAGGAGGAGCUGCCAGCCAUCCUCAAGCACAAGAAAAGCCUACAGAAGCUCGUGUCUGACUGGAACACCCUCAAGAGCAGGCUCAGUCAAGCAGCCAAGAACUCAGGCAACAGUCAAGGCCUAGGAGGUGGCUCAGGCAGUUACAGUCACACCACCAUGGCCAACAAGGUGGAGACACUGAAGGAGGAGGAGGAGGAGCUGAAGAGGAAGGUGGAGCAGUGCAAGGAUGAGUACUUGGCCGACCUGUACCACUUUGCCACCAAGGAGGACUCAUAUGCCAACUACUUCAUUCAUCUCCUGGAGAUUCAGGCCGAUUACCAUCGCAGGUCACUAAGUUCACUGGACACAGCCUUGGCUGAGCUGAGGGAGAACCACAGCCAAGCAGACACUUCCCCCUCGAUGACAGCCGCCCCCUUCUCCAAGAUGUAUGGGGUGUCGCUGGGAACCCACCUGCAGGAGCUGGGCCUGGACAUCGCCCUGCCCAUCGAGGCCUGCGUCAUGAUGCUGCUUUCUGAGGGCAUGAAGGAAGAGGGCCUCUUCCGUCUGGCUGCUGGGGCCUCCGUGCUGAAGCGCCUCAAGCAGACGAUGGCCUCGAACCCCCGCAGCCUGGAGGAGUUCUGCUCUGACCCCCACGCCGUGGCAGGUGCCCUCAAGUCCUACCUGCGGGAGCUGCCAGAGCCCCUGAUGACCUUUGACCUCUAUGAUGACUGGAUGCAAGCAGCCAGCCUGAAGGAGCCGGGGGCCCGGUUACAGGCCCUCCAAGAGGUGUGCAGCCACCUGCCCCCCGAGAACCUCAGCAACCUCAGGUACCUGAUGAAGUUCCUGGCACGGCUGGCUGAGGAACAGGAGGUAAACAAGAUGACACCCAGCAACAUCGCUAUCGUCCUGGGGCCCAACCUACUGUGGCCACCUGAGAAAGAAGGGGACCAGGCCCAGCUGGACGCAGCCUCAGUGUCUUCCAUCCAGGUGGUGGGCGUGGUCGAGGCGCUGAUACAGAGUGCAGACACCCUCUUCCCUGGAGACAUCAACUUCAACGUGUCAGGCCUCUUCUCAGCCCUCGCCCCUCAGGACACGGUCAGCGACCAGCUGGCCUCUGAUGCGCUUCCACCCGUUGCCGUGCCCACCCCAGUUCCAGCCCCAGCCCCAGCAGCUACCAAGGAAAGGACAGAGUCUGAGACGCCCCCCAGACCAGCCUCCCCCAAGGUCAACAGGAGCCCACCAGGGACGGCUGCCCCAGUGGAGGAUGUGGCUCGAAAGAGCGCUGGGAGCCUGGCUGCGGCGGUGGAGACAGCCUCAGGACGCCAGGCCCUGGUGGUGGGCAAGCCCAGCCCCUAUAUGUUCGAGUGCAUCACAGAGCACUUCAGUGUGGACCCCGCCCGCACGCUCAUGGUGGGUGACCGCCUGGAGACCGACAUCCUCUUUGGCCACCGCUGCGGCAUGACCACUGUGCUCACGCUCACAGGUGUCUCCUGCCUAGAAGAGGCCCAGGCCUACCUGGCAGCCGGCCAGCACGACCUUGUGCCCCAUUACUACGUGGAGAGCAUCGCAGACUUGAUGGAGGGAUUGGAGGACUGAGCCCACCUGACCUGCAGCCGCAGGCCCACCCCUUCCCCACUCCUUGAUCUUGUAGAUGGAGCCGAUAGGUCAUGAGCCGAGUUAAGUGCCACUGACUCCCUGGCCCCAGUUUAUGCACCCUGGUGGGGCUGGGACCCAGGAAAGUUUUGAGGCCCUUGCACCCUCUCCCAGCAGUGGCUGGGCACUCUUUGCUGUCCCAGGAGCUGGUCCACCAUGGGUUCGUCUUGGCCUAACCUAGCCAGGUGGCCUUAUUUCCUGUCAUCUCUCCUUAAAACCUGGGUCCUGAUACCAACUGAAAAUUUUCUCCAACCCUGAGCACUUAAUCCUCUCCCCUCUCCCUGGGCCUUGUAGAGCUCUACCUGUCCCUCAUGUCCUGGCCCCUGAGUUCCAGUUGACCAAUCAGCAGGUCUAGGUAACCAUAGCCCAUUAUUGUCCUAAGUGGACCAAUCCAAAGGCUAAGCGAUAUAACUCAUUGAUGCUGGGUUUUGAGGGUACCAAUCAGAAGGCUGUGACAAUGAUCCUUGCAUGUCCUAGGUCUUGGGUGGACCCAUCAGGAUACCAAGUAAUAAUGACCCAUUGGUCUCUUAGAUCCUGAAUAGAACAAUCCAGAAGUCUAAGAUAAAGUGGCCUGACUUGACCAUCCAGGGGUCCAGAUUCAGUCGAUAAAUAAGGGUCCAAGUUCUGAAGACGUCUUGCUUCUACAAAGAUUGUGGUGCAGUGGGCGGCUCUGGGGCUUCUGUGGCCAACAGCCCCACCCUUUCCCGGUCAUGGUAUCUGUACAGUGUUGAUGGUGGCCACAGCUUGGAAGGUGGGCUUUUGUGUCCCUGUGUGGUCAGUGUUUGCUGUGCCACCUCUCUCCCAUGCCCACUCCCAGCUAUUUAUUUAUUUAUUUAUUAUCGUGUGCCAGUGGGGGUGGGGGCUGGGCCUUCCCCACCACCUCCACCCCUGUUGUAACCAGUCCUUCCGUACUUAAUAAAGUGCGAGUGGGAGUGUU